Messenger RNA from Emiliania huxleyi CCMP1516, 1423 nucleotides. RefSeq lists its product as hypothetical. Bases 1 to 1326 code for a protein of 441 amino acids. The record is from RefSeq and is a predicted model, not a curated record. The transcript is spliced from 6 exons. Lineage: Eukaryota; Haptophyta; Isochrysidales; Noelaerhabdaceae.
AUGCCGAGGCCGGCGCAGGUCGCGCCGCCCGGCCACAGCCUGCAGCACAGCCUGCUCGACGACGGCGCGUGGGAGGAGCGCGUGGCGCGCGACCUCGUCCCGGACCAGCGCGGCCUCAUCGUCGCGGUCGACCACUUCCUGUCGCCCGACGAGUGCUGGGCCCUUGUGACGGCGGCGAGCUCGAUCGGGCUGCAGCCUCCGCGGCCAGACGACCUGCGGCCGAAGAAGGGCGAGGCCUUCCUGUGCCGCGAGACGCUCGCGCUGGUGGACCAGCCGCUCGCCGCGCGGCUGUGGCGCCGGCUCCUCCCGCUCCUGCCUCCCCUCGACGGCCGUAUGGAGUUUGGCAACUGGUCGCUCACCGAGGAUUCGUCCGAGGCGUACCGUGCGACCUACGUGUUGCUGGUGUCGGCGAUUCUGCUGCCUGUCAUCCUCUUCGCGAGGCGCGGCUGCAUGACGGUCGCGCUCGUGCUGCUCCUUGCAUCAAUCGUGCACCAAGUGUCGCGCCUGCACGUGGACACUUCCUACUGGGGGCAUAUUGCGGCCGGAGUUGGGCUAUGCCGCGCGUCGCACUACAUUCUGCACGGCGACGGCGGCGCGCUGGUCAUCCGCGUGCAGCACGCGAGCCUCGGACUGAUUGCGACGCUGGCGAUGUUCUCGUACGUCAUCUUCCGGCUGCCGCUCCACACCUUUUACAACAAGGUGCACGCGACCAUCUGGGCGCUCGCCUCGCUCCUCUUCGCCUCGAUGGCGGCGCACCCGAUCACCGCCCGCGCGUGCAACGGCGCACUGCCUCGCGUUGCGGCGGCGCGGCAACUACACGACCCAGCGGUGCUCGCGGCGCUGGGCACGCUGCUCUAUACGCACCUGCACGACAUGCAGCCGAUUGGCAUGCUCUUCCACCAGGCGCCCCUCGUUUUCUUGGUCUUUGGCGUGCAGCUGGGCGCGAUCUCGGUGAUGAUGCUCGCCUCAUCGGCGGUGCACGCGGCCUUGCCGCGGGAGUCGCCGCUCUGCACGCUCGUGCGCGGGCUGCACGCCUUUUGGUGGCUCUUCGCCGGCGUGUGGGCCGUGCACAUGGCGGCCUUCAUGUACGUGUUCAAGGGCAAGCGGGGCGUGCACCACUUGUGGCUGGGCGAAGACACUGACGCCAUACACGCGCACGAGGUGGGCGGUUGGUACCUCGCCGUCGACGCGUGGCUUUCUGCGGCGGUGCUCGUCCUCCCGCUACUCUGCUGCCCCGCCAAGUCCGCUGAGCUUUCGAGCGUCGCCGUCGCCGACGAUGAUGGCGACCCCUUGCUUGAGCGCAAGUCCAGUGUCGUUCACAUGUAGUUAGCCUGGACUCACUUGUCGUCGGCUACGCUGCCUCUCGCUCCAUUUGCUCGAGAUCUGUCCGGCGCGACUCGUUUUUCGAAAUUCUUUUUUUGGC